UUCACAAUCGACAUCGACAACAUUUCCGCGCUCCGGCGCCCAAAACAGCACUGACAUGCGUCUCCGUCUGCGGAUCGAGCGCAACGAGCUGCCGCCGGUGCAGGUCCUGCACGCAAUACCGCCAACGCAACAAUCGCAAACGAUUUCGCAAUUCCUCCAGUCGAUCAAUGCUCUUUUCCCUCUGGAGUCGACUACCUGGGACAUUUCGGAUUACACCGUCCUAGUCGCUGGCUACGAAGCCACACAUUACACCGAGGUAGGCCAGGCCUUCAAGGACGAAGAUGAGGUCGUGAUCAAACCGCUUGGGUUUGCGGAGCUGCGGGCUAGGACUUUGAGUGGACGUGAUCAGAUCAGCGAGGAUGGGAGACAUCUUUUGGACGGUGUGCCGUUCGGACGACCUAUGUUGAAGAGACCCAGACGUCCGGAGGUUAACAUCCCGGCGAGAAAGAGGCAGAAGGCGGAUGAGGUUGUGGAUGCACAGGCGCUGCUGCGUUUGGACGCUGAUGAUGAGGAAGAUGAUGAGGAGGAUGAUGAAGACUUUGAGGAAGCAGAAGUUGAAGAGGAUAGUGAAGAUGACGACGAGAACGGCGCGGGCGACAGCGGCGACAGCAGCGACAGCGAUUCAUCAGCCAAAGGCAGCAGCUCGGAUGGUAGUGCCAGUUCGAGCGAUGACAGCAGCGACAGUGAUAGCAGCAGCAGCAGCAGUGAGAGCGAAAGUGAGGCGUCUUGGGAUGGUUUAGAGGGGAAAGUGAGCACCGUGAAGGCAGCACCGAAACCGAACGGCACCGCUGCGCCCCAGCCUGAACAGCAACAGAACCUGCCACAUCAAGGAAAGUCGCGAACGAAGGAGAGAAACGAUCGCAAGCGAGACUCGAGAAGACUCAAGCAUCUCAAGGAGGCGGGCUUGCUACCACAGAACGCAACUCUGCAGGAUAUGCAGAAUUGGCAGAAAGAAAAGGACCUGGAUGACGAAAGCGUCACGUUGGCUGGCCAGAAGGCCAAAAUGGAGUCUGGGCGGCAGAGACUUCUCGAACAGAUCGCCUCAGGCGGCGUUGACAUUGCCAGCCCAGUACCGGCUUCUAGAGAAGAUGAUGAGCCGCCAGAGGAGCAAUCAAGUCGUCCAGUCGCGACAGCCAAAGACAUCAUGGAUGAGGCGACAAGCAGCGACGCAGCCAGCACGCAGAUCAUUACGGAAGCACAGCAGGCGGCGGACACAACGCCGGUGAAAGCGAAGACCAAACGAGAAGCAGACACUGAUGCAGAUCAAUCCCCAGCAUCAAAACGCGCACGUUUGGACACAAGAAGCAUGAACCGUCUUGUAUUUGGUUCACUUGGCCUUCGUACGCCCAAGACCCAGGAAGAGCGCGACGCGCUUCAGAAGAAGCUAUCUACGCGUCCCACACGCGCAGGCGCUGCUACAGCUCCUGCUGAGGCAAUGACAGAGCCGACACCUCAAGCUGACGAAGCUCCGGACUCAUGGCGGGAGAAAGUCGUACUCACUGCAGUGGAGUGCGUAGAUGAGAAUGUCACGCUCUCCGAACCGCCCUUCCCUUUCCAGCAACGGUGGGACCCACAGUACCAAUUCAGUGCAAAGCAGCGAAAGCGGUCCAGAGCCCGAAAACCCAAUGCACAGACCAAUGGCGAAUUCAUCGAGACGUAUGACAAAUACAAUCAGAACGGUGGAGGAGAUGCACUGGACUACGAUGACCCAAAAGACGACCAGGAAGGUGAUGAUUCGUAUUGGGAAGAAGGUGCGCUGCUGGACAACGGUGACGAAGCGGAGGGUUCCGACGACGAGUUCCCUCCAUUGCCGGCUGAUCACGCAUCGCUGCCCAGUCUUGUCGAGGCUGACGCUAAGGUCGGAGACUUCAUCACAUACCAGGAGCUUGCGGUGUCUGCCGCUACGGGCUGGGAACCCAAGGUUGUGGCACAGAUCGCGAAGCUCGAAGCGAAGACGGAUGAUGGUUUUUGGACCCUAAUGCUCAGACAGAGCCGGCCCAAGGAAUACGAUGAGAACGGAAAUCGCAUUUACACCAAGUUCGAGAUGGAAGACUUCAGCGAAGACGGCACCGAGACCGAUUCCAAGACUUUAUCAUGGGUGGAGCUGCAGAAUCCAAAGCUCCUGCUGCGGUCUGUCGACACAAAGGCAUCCUAGGAAGAAGCUAAUAGCGUGCGAGCACGAGGUAUAAGACGUAUCCCCAUGGCUAGCGCAGCAUCAGCAGUCGGCAAGUCAGAGCAUUCUAUCGCGAAAUUGGAAAAAGGACCGCAAUACACUGAAAUUGUCGAGGUGGAACCGCGAGAGAAGCAAGAUCGCUCGAUCCAUGACUCGCGACAACAUGUGCGUCGUGGCUACGAAGAAACCAGGUAAGGUGCACCGUUCUUCUUGCAAACCGCAACUUCUAUUCUAUGGUCAGCGGUUCUUGUCUUGCGAGUAGGCAUCGGUUCCAGCAGACGUUCGUACCCGCUGUAAAGCAUCGCCAGAAUGCCGGACGUAUACAUGCAACGAACACGGACGAGAGUCUAAACCGGAGAGUGACGACAGCUCGCGUAUCUGGAGACCUGUUCGACUUGUGGCUGCGCGCUAUGCAGGUCUGUCCUUGAGCAACCUGCAUCCUAUCACGAAGACAGUCAACUUAUCAUGGCUAUUGUGCGUGCUAAACUGUCGAAUAGUCAGUCGGUGGCUCAUAUCGUCAAUGUUGAACCUCCUCC
This is a messenger RNA of Cercospora beticola, 2709 nucleotides long. RefSeq lists its product as uncharacterized. NCBI's taxonomy places the organism in Eukaryota, Fungi, Ascomycota, Dothideomycetes, Mycosphaerellales, Mycosphaerellaceae. The record is from RefSeq and is a predicted model, not a curated record.